Penaeus chinensis is the source of this 3239-nucleotide messenger RNA. RefSeq lists its product as uncharacterized. The coding region runs from base 100 to 543 and encodes 147 amino acids. Lineage: Eukaryota; Metazoa; Arthropoda; Malacostraca; Decapoda; Penaeidae. The transcript is spliced from 4 exons. The record is from RefSeq and is a predicted model, not a curated record. Gene Ontology annotation, biological process: septate junction assembly.
GGUGACCAGCCAUCCAUUGCCUCCAGCUGCGAAUCCAGGACCACUACACGCUCGUUCCAUUAGAAGCCGAAGGAAAAUAAUUUCUAAAUCUUUCUAAAAAUGGGUCUGACAUUCAACAUUAAGGCUAUCUGCACUCUCAGCGGCGCCCUCAAACUCGCCGAAAUUACCCUGGCCAUCAUCUGCAUCGCCCUUCUACGCCAGUACGACCUGCACUUCGGCGCCGAGUCGUGGCACAAUGCCCAGUCCCUCGUCGACCGGAAAUUCGUGGGCGUGAUCGCUAUCGGCUCCUCUAUCCUCAUCUCCCUGCCGCUGCUCAUCGCCUACAUCUUCUUCGCCCAUUCGUCAAACCUCCUGGAGGUCCUCUACUGCUUCACGGCCUGUGUGAUGAACGUGGCCGGCGGGGCCAUGGCCAUCGAGAACUACCAGGGCCAGGGAGACAGCGAGACCGUCAAGGCAGGGAUGGCCAUGGGGUCCCUCAUGAUCAUCAACGCCCUGGCUUAUCUCAUCGACGCCGGCACAGGAACCAUCGCCAACAGGAAGUAAGUUGCUGGCGCGCUGGAGGGUAGAGAUAAGAGGAACGAGAUAAGGAGAGAUAAAGCGUAGAUAAAGAACAGUGGAGUUAUACCUUUAAAAAAAAAAAAGGAUGAUUAAAAUUCGAAUUAGAUUUAUGAUAAGGAAUUGGUAUAAUGAAUAGGUUAUAUGGUUUUAUAAGAAUGGAUUAGAGAGAUAAGGAUAUAAAUGUAUGUAUAUUUUAUAUGAACUUUGUUUAAAAGAGAUCGAAGUCUUAUGAUUCAGAACUGUAUUUAAAAAAAUAGUAAUGAUUUAGAACAACAUUAAUUGUAUUUAGAAUAAUUAGAAUAAGAGGUAAAAAAUAAUUAAGAGCUAUAUUUAAGAUUUUUUGUUUUCAUUUACAGUACAUGAGAAAGUGUAUGCAUUGAAAGUUUUAUAAUUUUAUGUGAAAUCUAUGUAAAGAAAAAAAAAAAGUCUAAUGUGAUUUUUAUGUUUUAUGAAUUUUAUAGUUUUGAAAAGUCUUAUGUGACUUGUUCAUGUGUUUAUUUUUUUUCUAAAAUGAAUGUUCUUAUAUUGUUUAAGAAAAAUAUCCAUCCAAUAGUUAUAUAAGGUAUAUAUUUACAUAAGAUAGAAACACAAAACGAUGAAUAAAGUAUUUUAUUAAAAUGAGGAUCAUAGAUUUUUUUUUAAAUGUUCAGACCAACCAAAUACAAAUAUGUAAUGAGAAAUAUGUUAUGAACAAUAUCAUGAAUUAACCUCAAAUCUCUUUGCAAUUUCAGUGCAUGAGUUGCAUUCCGGAAGUUGCAACACCCACCUCCUCCUCCUCCUCCCCCUCCCUUUUACACCUGCCUGCAUGCAUGCUUUCCUUGCACUCGAGAGACAACGGAGCAUGUUUGACUGAGGGAGAGAUACCGGGAGCUGAAGCGUUUGAAAUCUCGAACGUCUUUGGAAUUGGUGACUGUAAAAGCGGUUCGAAUUGGGUGCGACGAAUGUUUGAAUUAAAAAAGGGCUGAUUGGAUUUUUUGAAUUAGAGAAUGUGCCGUUUUUUAUUUGAUUUUAUUUCAGAGAGAGAAAGUGUGUGUAAAAGAUAUUUAAAAAAUGAUUUUUUUUUUUUUUUUUACGAUUGCUAUGUUGACAGAUUAGGUCGCCUGUAGCAUGGUAUUUCUGUGCAUGUUUUAAAGGCAUGUCUCCUUCAGUUCAAUAACUUUCUCGUUAAAAAAUCUUGCCACAAAAACAAAAUUCCCUUUUUAUGGUUUUAAGCCCUGAUAAAUGCAUGGAUAUAAAUUCCGAAUUUAAGCUGAUAGAAGUUCGAUAUCAUAAGGUUUAGUCACCAAAUUUGAAUACAUAGUUGCACAAAUUGUUUCCUGAAUAAAUAGCUUAUGAAUAUUGAUAAUCAAUAUAAUAUUCAUGACAAAAUUACACUGCCAUCCAAAUUUACAAUAUGUAGUUAUUAAAUAUAAUAUUACAACGAUAGAGCGAUCUAUUUCAUCUCUGUCAGUAACUUGAGGAGAAUUUAAGGAAUUAGUAAUUUAAGUGUAGCGUUAUUUUCACUGCCGUUUCGACUCCUAAACCAAUGAAUAUAUUUUUUUUUAAGGACCAAAAAAUAAAAUAAAUAUUUGGUUGGUGUAUUUUAUUUACUCUGAUGUCAGAUUGUACUGUGUGUGUUUUUUUGUUUCUUUGUUUGUUUUUUGACUGAAAAAGCCUGGAACUAUUAUUAAAAUCUUUCUCUUGAUGGUUACGUUGCACGUUUAACAAAUUCAAAGUAAGAAUUUUGCACUGUAUUUUAGAGGGGAACUGUACUUGCUUUUUUGACGUUAAGAAACACAAGUUCUAACUGAAAAUACUUAGUUUGAACCUUAUAGCAAUUUUUUUUUUUUCCUUUUCGACGGCAACUACUGACAAGAUUGUUCGGAUUUUCGGAAAGCUUGUAAAAUAAAAUGGUUUCCCGCUAAAACUACAUCUUCCUGCGAGCCUUGAAUGCCCGUUUUCAUUUUCAUCCAUUUAUUUCUCAUCUUCGUCAGCUUUUUUUUUUUUACAUUGUUUGUUUGUGAAACGUUCUACAUUUCGACUUUGUGUCUUGUCUGUCUGCUAAAUUUCCUCAUUAUUUUACGUGCCCGAGAUGACAUGUACGCUUAUCCAUAAGUACAGGGAUAACGUACGCAUAUCCUUUGCUUCCAUGACCUGCAUAAGCUCUCCAUUAUUUUUAUUUAUGUAGUUAACCAAAGUCAUUCAGGUGAUAUUGUGCCUCUUGGGUUAACAGAGAGAGAAAAAGAGUCUCCAACAAGUAAAUAAGAAAUACGGUUUACGUUAUAUACAUACAUACAUAUACAUAUAUGUAUGACUAAUAUAUGUGUAUAUAUAUGUAUGUAUGUAUGUACACAUAUAGUUGAUGAGUUAUGGAGUCAAGUUUCCUAUCACAGCUUUCAGUAUAGCAAAGUUUGCUGAUCUGUAGCUUACAGUCAUUUUAUUUUUGUACAUGUAUGUGAAAAAGAUGUAGCAAUUUCUAAUAGUAUAUAUGUAGGAAUAAUCACCAAAGUGAAAUAGAUAUAAAUGGUUGAUUUUUUAAACCAAUCACAGAGAAAUACAUAUGGAACACAACACAACAAUCUCUGGUAUUUGUAAACGUUUUGUAUAUCUUCUGUUCUGACCAAAGAGAGCAGACAUGUCAUGCUUCUUUAUGUCUAUGGAGAUUUUUUUUUCUUUUUUGUCCAAUAAAAAAGUAACUGUAA